This is a messenger RNA of Ogataea angusta, 507 nucleotides long. RefSeq lists its product as uncharacterized. The transcript has 2 exons. NCBI's taxonomy places the organism in Eukaryota, Fungi, Ascomycota, Pichiomycetes, Pichiales, Pichiaceae. Gene Ontology annotation, biological process: DNA damage checkpoint signaling. The record is from RefSeq and is a predicted model, not a curated record. Bases 1 to 507 code for a protein of 168 amino acids. Gene Ontology annotation, cellular component: checkpoint clamp complex.
AUGAAACUAAAGGUUGUUGUGGAGAAGCCGGUCGAGCUUCGCAAAUGUCUCUCGUUUCUCGUUGGACUGCGACGGAUGUGUGUGUUUCGCUUCACCGAGCAGCAAUUGAUCAUAGUGUCUUCUGGACUCAACGAACCCACUAUCUGGUGUAAGCUUGAUUCGAGCAUAUUCCAACUUUACGAGGUGGACUCGACACGCAACAACGUGAUCCCGUUUGAGAUCAACAUCGAGCCUCUGCUGCAGGUGCUACGCAAUUACGAGAAGUCCAAUGUCUCCAGCACAGAUCUCGAUGACGUCGAACGUGAGCCAUUCGUUCAACGUGCCUGUGCGUCUGCUCAAGAUGGACAGCGAUCUGCGGAUCGUGGAGCCGGCAAUGGACAGCAUGAAGCUGGCGAUGAAACUGCCGAUGAGGAUCGUGCCUUUGCUCAAACGUCUGGAGCGCUACCGGACGUCGGACCUGAUAUCCAUUGUGGGAAAUCAGACCGGCCAGCUGAAGUUUGUCAUUGA